UUGUAUAUACCAAGUUCAGUGCAAGGGAGGAAAUCGGGGGGAUAGGGGGAUAUGGGGAUAGGGGGAUAGGGGGGGGGGCGAUUCGUGAAUGCAUAUAUGCGUCGAUGUUUCGUUUUUCUUCAUGGUUUCUUCAUUUCAUCUUUUUUUUUUUUGGGAGCCUGUUGGGGAGUGGGAGACAAAUGGAUCGAUCAUUCAUCUCCAGUCCAUCUCCAGUCCAUUGGUGUGCUGCAGCGGAGCCGCGACCUCAUCGAAUGGAGCGGCCACGAGGGUGGACGAUACCAACUACGCGCUGUAGCCAGCGGAAGAGCCGGGCGAGGAAGGAGUGGGAUGGAGAGGGGUGGGGUGGAGAGGGGUGGGGUAGACCCGCCAUGGGUGUGGGAGAGACGCGGGAUGUGAUCAAGCUGCCAAUGCGACUUGGUCGGCAACCGAGUCGGGGCCGUGGAUGCCGUGCCUCAGACCACAGAGGCGGCGCUG
This is a messenger RNA of Polychytrium aggregatum, 474 nucleotides long. RefSeq lists its product as uncharacterized. The coding region runs from base 97 to 396 and encodes 99 amino acids. The transcript has a single exon. NCBI's taxonomy places the organism in Eukaryota, Fungi, Chytridiomycota, Chytridiomycetes, Polychytriales. The record is from RefSeq and is a predicted model, not a curated record.